This is a messenger RNA of Peronospora matthiolae, 429 nucleotides long. The record is from the annotation of a GenBank genome assembly. Lineage: Eukaryota; Oomycota; Peronosporomycetes; Peronosporales; Peronosporaceae.
AUGAAUAUUGGUGAUGAUGAAGAUGACCAAAGCUUUCACGCUACGCGUGACGGCUACUCCCAUUUGAGCGAUGUCGAAUGGGAUGCGGUUGAACGAAUGGGUUCGACCAUGGGCAUCCAUGCUGUUAGCGUCAUGCUAGAGGCUCUCAAUAGAGAUGCCCAACAUGCUACUAUCGCCAAGUUCAUUCAAAAUGAACUUGACGCUGAACGCGAGAAAGUAGCCUUGCUUCACCAACAAGGUUCUCAACAAGCAGAGUUGUUGAGAGAACAGGGUGCUCAACAGUUUGAACUGUUGAGACAGCAGCAGGCUGCUGCUGGUGGGUCGACGCGAGUGCAUCGACCCGAGACUUUGAAGAUUCACAUCUCCAAGUAUAGGGGGUCGAAGAGGACUCCCUUUCGAGAUGGUUCGUCGAAUUGGAUGACGCCAUAA